Seriola dumerili (greater amberjack) is the source of this 609-nucleotide messenger RNA. RefSeq names its product lin-28 homolog A (gene lin28aa). Lineage: Eukaryota; Metazoa; Chordata; Actinopteri; Carangiformes; Carangidae. Gene Ontology annotation, molecular function: nucleic acid binding; zinc ion binding. The record is from RefSeq and is a predicted model, not a curated record. The coding region runs from base 1 to 609 and encodes 202 amino acids. The transcript is spliced from 4 exons.
AUGGGCUCUGUUUCUAACCAGGAAUUCCCAGGAGUGUGUAAGACCGAGGAGGAUGAAGGACCGAGCACCGAGGAGGAUUCACAGUCUUUCCACGGGGUUGGCGUGUGUAAAUGGUUCAACGUCCGCAUGGGCUUCGGGUUCCUGUCCAUGACCAACCGAGAGGGAGUGCCACUGGACGAGCCGGUUGAUGUAUUCGUCCAUCAGAGCAAGUUGCACAUGGAAGGUUUCCGCAGCCUAAAGGAGGGCGAGGUGGUCGAGUUUACCUUCAAGAAGUCAUCAAAGGGCCUGGAGUCUCAGCGGGUUACAGGACCAGGUGGCAUCCACUGUCUGGGCAGCGAGCGAAGACCCAAAGGCAAGAAGGUCCAGAAGCGACGUUCAAAAGGAGAUAGGUGCUACAACUGCGGAGGCCUGGACCACCAUGCCAAGGAGUGCAAAUUACCACCCCAGCCCAAGAAGUGCCAUUUCUGCCAGAGCAUCGAUCACAUGGUUGCCAACUGCCCAAUCAAAGCACAACAGUCCUCACCGGGUUCUCAGGGAAAACCGUCCUCUUUGAAAGGAGAUGAGGAGGAGCACAGCCACUCGGCACUGCCUCCUGAGACCUCCGAUUAA